GCCGCCGGCCCCGCCCCUCGCCCCGCCCCGCCCAGCACCGGCUCCACGUGGUUUUCACCGCUCGCCCCGGACCCGGUGGUCCCUGGGGAUCUCCAGGUUGGGGUGGUUGGAAGCACCACACGCACCCAGGGGGGUCGGUCUGCGACUUCUCCCCGAAACGUGCUGGGAACGCGCUCUGCGGGCAAAGCUGGACCCACCGGCGGCUUCCGACGACGAGCUCGCGACGGAGCGCCCCGGAGACCAGUGAGCGGCCGAGGGGAAGGACAGUCCGCGGUCACGGCCGCAGCGCCAUGGCCGCGCCCGCGCGCCGGCUGUGCCACAUCGCCUUCCACGUGCCCGCGGGGCAGCCGCUCGCCCGGGACCUGCAGCGCCUCUUCGGCUUCCAGCCGCUGGCGGCGCGGGCGGCGGGCGGCUGGCGGCAGCUGGCGCUGCGCAGCGGCCGCGCCGUCUUCCUGGUGAACGAGGGCGCGGGCGCCCCGGAGCCGCUCUACGGCCUGGACCCGCGCCACCCCGUGCCCAGCGCCGCCAACCUGUGCUUUGAGGUGGCGGACGCGGGGGCGGCCGCCCGGGCGCUGGCGGCGAAGGGCUGCUGCGUGCCGGUGCCCCCGGUCCGUGUGCAGGAUGCGCUGGGCGCCGCCACCUACGCCGUGGUCAGCUCGCCCGCAGGCAACCUCAGCCUGACGCUGCUGGAGCGCACCGACUACCGCGGGCCCUUCCUGCCCGGUUUCCGACCUCUGCCCUCCACCGCAGGCCGCGGCUGGUUCAGCCACGUGGACCACCUCACCCUGGCCUGCACCCGCGGCAGCUCCCCUAGCCUGUUGCGCUGGUUCCAGGACUGUCUAGGCUUUCACCACCUGCCUCUGAGCCCAGGUGAGGACCCGGAGCUGGGCUUCGAGGUGACAGCGGGCUCCGGACAAGGGGGGCUGAGGCUCACUGCCCUGCAGACCCCGCCAGGCAGUGCUGUCCCCACCCUCGUGCUGGCCGAGUCCCUGCCGGGGGCCGCCGGCGGCCUGGACCAGGUGCAGCAGUUCCUGGCCCAGCACGGAGGACCGGGCCUGCAGCACGUGGGACUGUACACACCAAACAUCAUAGAAGCCACCGAAGGGGUGACACUGGCUGGGGGCCAGCUCCUGACCCCUCCGAAGGCCUACUACCAGCGGCCAGGCAAGGAAAGUCAGAUCCUCGCUGCAGGCCAUGAGCCCGACCAGCUGGCCCUGCAGGGGAUCCUGCUAGACGGCGACCAAGGCAAGUUCUUGCUCCAGGUCUUCACCAAGUCCCUCUUUGCGGAGGGCACCUUCUUCCUGGAGCUGAUUCAGAGGCAGGGGGCCACAGGCUUUGGCCAGGGCAACAUCCAGGCCCUGUGGCAGUCCGUGGAGGAGCAGGCUGCCAGGGGCCAGGAAGCCGGAGCUGGCAGCCACCUGUCCUAGAGGCCUGGGGGUUCCGCGGGGGCCCGGCGGAAUAAGGCUUUGUCCCUACGGCCAGGUGUGGCCGCCAUUCACCAGCACCUGCCAGGAGCUGAAUCUCUCACUGGGGUCCAAAGAAGUCAGUUUGUUUUUAAGUAUAAAACACUUUUUACAGUCUAUAUAUCUAAUAUAUAUAGGAGAUAUAAAGAAUAAAGGAGUGUAACUCCUUUAGGAAAUAGAACAAAACCAAUGCUCUUGAAGACUUUUAUGCACUCUGACCACAUUUCCCUUCAUCCACUCCCAAUUUUAGGAUUAUUAACCCCUUGCUUUUCUGUAUUGAUUCACUACCUGUGUGAUUUAUCCCCAAAUAAAUGAUUUCUUAUUUGAGGUA
Pipistrellus kuhlii (Kuhl's pipistrelle) is the source of this 1794-nucleotide messenger RNA. RefSeq names its product 4-hydroxyphenylpyruvate dioxygenase like (gene HPDL). Gene Ontology annotation, molecular function: 4-hydroxyphenylpyruvate dioxygenase activity. NCBI's taxonomy places the organism in Eukaryota, Metazoa, Chordata, Mammalia, Chiroptera, Vespertilionidae. Gene Ontology annotation, biological process: aromatic amino acid metabolic process. Bases 291 to 1427 code for a protein of 378 amino acids. The record is from RefSeq and is a predicted model, not a curated record. The transcript has a single exon.